CACUUUUCCUUCUAUUAUUAGCGUUGGAAAGCAGAGAAGCUUGGUUUUCCCGCAACCUCAUAACUUUUGAAGACUUUUACUGGCCGCUGCGCCGUUUGGCCACGUAACUCUUUGGUGUGGUUUAAAAGCGCCAACCAAAACGGAAAGCAAAUGUUCCCAAGCCAUUUGCCACUCCAAAUCACACUUCCAAGUGCGGCAUUGUAACCGGGAUUGGCUCGACCUCCAGGUUUGAAGUUCCCCACAUGGCACGUUCCUCUGCAUGCACCGCGGCUGCUUUCAAUAUCAGCUCUGAUUGGGUGGAGAUCCUGGAGCCACGCUCCCGCGAGCGCAUGUAUGUGAACUUGGCCACCGGCGAAUGUGGCUGGAAUCCUCCUCUGGGCGCUCCCGUUCGCCAGGCGGAUGGCAACCAGUGGUGGGAGCUCUUUGACCCCCAGAGCGGCCGCUUCUACUACUACAACUCUACUGGGCGUCGCACCGUCUGGCAUCGGCCGCAGGGGGCAGAUAUAGUGCCCCUCUCCCAGCUCCAGGCCAUGAAGCGCCGCAGUGAGGCCGAGCGGGCGGGAGUGGGUGCGGAGAAGCACUCGCAUGGCACCGCCGGGAGUCUCAGCAGUGUGGGGAGCCAGGGCCCGGUCGCACUUCCGCCUGAGCGAGACGGAGACAAUCCGGAGAGCGCGCAAGCGGCUUCCAACCCGGAGCCGGACCCGGCGGCGGAUGUCGGAUCACAGGCAGACGGAUGCGGCGAUGAGCGCAGAGAACCGCAGAGGAACGCCUCUCAAAGAUGGCAGCCCAUACCCGGUUCUAAGGCAGCAAUGUUGGUCAAGGUGAACAGCAUGAGUCGGAACCAGCCAAGCCCAGCUUCGCAGCAGCAACUCCUCCAGCCCGGUGCGCUCAACAAAGGCAACACGUUCACCCAACACCCAUCCGGCAUGAAGGCCCAGGGAGGAUGUUUAAGCUCCACCCAAGGAUAUAAGACCGCCCCCUGUGGCAAAGCGACAUCCGACCCGCGCCAGGCCCAUCACCAGAGAAAAGCCAGCAACGGCAGCUUUUGCGUAGCCACGUCAGAUAGUAGUCAAGCCAGUCCGCUCCUUCAGCGGUCGCAGACGAGCACGCCGCGCCCAGUCUCCCCGCAGUAUGCCUGCAGCGCCCCGAUCUAUGACGAGCCAGUGACGGACUGCCCCAUAUACGACGAACCCCCAAUCGACAUGGAGGUGGAAGGAGCGCACCUUUUCAAUGGGCAACAGUCGUCCCGCCCCAAUCCCUCCCAGAGUCUCCAGAGAGCAAGACUUCUCCAGCAUCUCGGUGCUUCUCUUCCAGGUUCCCGGCACAGGAGAGGUCCUUCCGCCUCCGACUAUAGCCCAGCUGGCCUGGAGUGCAUCAAACAUAUGAUCAAUGUCGACCCCAAGCAGCUCCUCUCCGGCUCCCCCUUACCCACACGCACCCCCUCGCCGACAUCCCGGCAGGGCCUCGUCCCAAACCCGCCGGCCCAGUCGCAGGCUCACUCUUUGCCCCAAGUUCGAGGCCUGCUGCGGGCCAGUGAAGCGGGGGCCCCAGGCCCGAGUACACUGGAUAAGAAGCAGAGUUGGCGAGUCCUGGAGGCCACAGUCCAGCGUGCUAUGGAGGCACGGCACAGUAGGCAGAGCAGCCAGGCUUCGCAGGACUUCACCUCCUCGACGCCGCAGGCAAUGGCAAACUAUCAAGACUCGGGCUACUCCACCGGGCCCUCUCCGAGUUUGAGACGAAAGAGCAGGAGAAGGAUGGGAGCCGCUGGAGGUGCGGGAGCCAGGCCGGGGUCAGUCGGCAGCAGCGGAGAGCUGUGUGCCCUCAAUGAGAGGCUGAUGGCUGAAAUGAGGGAAGUCGUCAGUCGCUCCAACACCAUGAGGGAGGUGCGAGCGGGACUGGAACAGGAAAUAGGCCAGACGCCGGUUGCGUCCCAAGCGCGCUCCCCCGUAGACCCGCGGAGGUGGUACGCCGGUGGAGGCGGGGGGCUGCCAGCCGGCGGGUGCUCAUCCCGAGAGGACCUUACUGGGGCGGCCGAUGCUCCCGCCAGCCCCCUCGAGAUACCGGCGAGGCAGAAGAGGACGUAUGAAAAAGUCGAUACCUUGGAGAUGAGCAUUCCAAGCCAGGCCAGCCUGUCUUCGCCCGAGACUCCGGGACCACCCUCCCAGGCGAGCACCCUCGAGCUGCAGUCUCAGCUGGAGAGCAGAAAGAAGGACAUGGUGGAUGGACGCAGCGCAUCCCUUGGCCCCCACCGACCUGCCACCCGUGAGAACAGAGAGGGAGCCGAUGGAGCGCACGCUGCGGAAUCGUCCUACCAGUUGUCGUACGCCACCCUGCGACAGCCGCCGCCUCCGGACGGCGGCAUCGAGGACUGGGCCAGCAAGCACCUCAACAUGCACACGCAAGGGCUGUUCCGCCGCCGCGUCUCCAUCGCCAACAUGCUUUCUUGGAACCGAGGGUCCAUCAAAAAGCCCAUGCUGGUCACGAGCGACCGCGCUGUCCGCAAGGAGGCUUGCGAGAUGUUCAAGCUGGUGCAGGCCUACAUGGGAGACCGGCCCUCGCGCCUGGACCGCCGUCACUGCGCCCUACUCAUCGUCACCAAGUGCUGGGACAUGCAAGGCCUGCGGGACGAGUUGUACGUGCAGCUGGUGAGGCAGACCACGGGAAACGCAAGCCCCCGGAGCUUGGCGGCGGGUUGGGAACUGAUGGCCGUCAGCUUGGCCUUCUUUGCCCCGUCGCCCAAGUUCCGCUGUUACCUGGAGGGCUACAUCCAGAGACACACGGAGCCCACCAGCGACAAGAAAUGUGAGUCUCAGACCGAGCAGCAGGUGACUCAGUUCAUACUGGAGCAGCAGGAGCUGAAAUUAAAGAAGAAUUCAAAAUCCAGGAAAAAGCGAAAGCAGAACACAGAUGAGGAAGAAGGCCUGCCUGUCAGCACCUACGCCAAGUUCUGUCAUCGGAAGCUGCAAAAGGUGGCCAUCACGGGAGGGAAAAAGGGGCUACGUAAGCCCACCUUGGAAGAGGUGGACCACAGCAGACGGGCCAUCAUCACUCCCUCCCUGUUUGGUAGCUCCCUGGGGGAAGUCAUGGAGCGGCAAAGCGAGCUUUUCCCAGACAGGAAAUUACCCUGGGUGCAAGUUCAACUCUCCCAAUAUGUUCUUGCUCUGGGCGGCGCUCAAACGGAGGGCAUCUUUCGAGUGCCCGGAGACAUCGAUGAAGUCAAUGCAUUGAAGCUGCAGGUAGACCAGUGGAGGAUCCCGGAGAACCUGUCGGACCCAAAUGUUCCCGCCUCUCUCAUGAAGCUGUGGUAUCGAGAGCUGGAGGAGCCGCUCAUCCCCAUGAACUUCUACAAUCAGUGUGUCAGCAACUGCGACGAUCCCGUUGCAGCCAUUGCCGUCGUUCAGUCUUUGCCUGAGCUCAACAGGCUGGUGCUCUUCUACUUCAUCCACUUUCUGCAGGUGUUUGCUCAGCCAUCUAACGUAGCUGUCACCAAGAUGGAUGUGAACAACCUGGCCAUGGUGAUGGCCCCCAACUGCCUCCGGUGCCAAUCGGACGACCCUCGCAUUAUUUUUGAGAACACGCGUAAAGAGAUGUCCUUCCUGAGAAUGCUCAUCGUUCACCUAGACACCAGUUACGUGGAAGGAGUGGUGUAGACUCCCAGAAGCUCUCUCUGCAGAAUACACUGGAAAUACGCGGGAUGAGACAUGACACCUCAGUGAGAGACGAAACAAAUGACCCGAGGCAUCCUCUGGUUGAAUGAUCCUAAACUAUGCAGCUACGUAGUCUUAAGGCCAAGAAACUCCAAACUGAGCCUUUUUUUUGUUUCUGUUUCCUCAUAUCAUUCAAGUGCGCUCGUGUGUAUGACCGUCAGCGUGAGACAUCUCACCGUGCACAGGUUUGUUUUGAAAAUACAAAGACAAUCCAGAAGUUGCUCAUCUGAUCACUGGUCUAUUAUAUGGGAUUUUGAGUGCAGAGUGUACAGAGCGCAAACCUUUGUGACUGAGUUGUGAUGAUUAUUUUCGAAAAACACAUUUGCGAGUCGUUCUGACCCUCAUUACUCAUUUGAGGGCAAACCGAUGAUGUGUAUGUCCAUCAUAUGUCUUUGUGAAGUGGGAGAUGACUUAUUUAAUGACAAUAAUAAUCUAGAAGAAAUUUCAGUCGGACCUCUGUUCUAUAUUCUUGUGAUCUGUGCGCGUUGUGGCUCAGGUCUUAUUGGGGGGGGAGGGUAGCUUGGGGUAACUGUACCAUAGACAGUCUCCCCACAGACUAAACAUGUCAUCAUUGUGUCGAAGCCCUUUACUGAGAAUGGACUGUUCUGCUCAACUGUCAAGCAUUCUGAGAAUGUCGAAUAAGCUGACCGAGUCCUCUCUCUGGCUUUUCCAAUGUAUAUAUAGCGCAUGUAAAUAACAUUAACAGUUUAUUUGAAUGAAGGAUAUGAGUGGGAGAUGCUGUAAAGAGCAAUAAAGAGGUUUUGUAAUUUUUUUUUUUUUUUGUUUGUUCUGCUGUAACCGCCUGCCUUUUGAACAUAGGACUGACUCAAACCACUCAAUAUGUGUAGAUGCUGCACUUCCUUGUUUGACGAUAGAACAAUUGUCCAUCAAUAAAGGUUUGGUCAGUUGUGU
Messenger RNA from Hippocampus comes (tiger tail seahorse), 4619 nucleotides. It is a transcript of the gene arhgap46a, whose product is annotated as Rho GTPase activating protein 46a. Gene Ontology annotation, molecular function: GTPase activator activity; protein binding. The coding region runs from base 243 to 3650 and encodes 1135 amino acids. Gene Ontology annotation, biological process: signal transduction. The record is from RefSeq and is a predicted model, not a curated record. Gene Ontology annotation, cellular component: cytoplasm; cytoskeleton. The transcript has 10 exons. NCBI's taxonomy places the organism in Eukaryota, Metazoa, Chordata, Actinopteri, Syngnathiformes, Syngnathidae.